UCACUGGAAGAAAAAAAUGCAGCUAUUAUUUAUGACCCUAAACUACAGACUCCAAAGACCUUACAGGAAGCUAUUUAUGACAUGGGCUUUGAUGCCACUCUCCACAAUCCUAAUCCACUCCCUGUUUUAACUGACACCAUGUUUCUGACUGUUACUGCUUCAUUUGCUCCACCUUGGGACCACAUCCAAAGCACAUUGCUCAAGACCAAGGGUGUGACAGACAUUAAAAUUUUCCCUCAGCAAAGAACUGCAGUGGUGACAAUAAUCCCUUCUAUAGUGAAUGCCAGUCAGAUAAUAGAACUGGUUCCGGGUGUCAGUUUAGAUGUUGGAUCUCUGGAGAAAAAUUCAGGAACUUGUGACGAUUACAGUAUGACUCAAGCAGGUGAAAUCAUGCUGAAAAUGAGGGUGGAAGGGAUGACGUGCCAUUCAUGCACUAGCACCAUUGAAGGAAAAAUUGGGAAACUACAAGGUGUUCAGCGAAUUAAAGUUUCCCUGGACAAUCAAGAAGCUACUAUUGUUUAUCAGCCUCAUCUUAUCACAGUAGAGGAAAUAAAAAAGCAGAUUGAAGCUGUGGGUUUUCCAGCAUUCAUCAAAAAACAGCCCAAGUACCUUACAUUGGGAGCUAUUGACAUAGAACGUCUAAAGAACACAUCUGCCAGAUCCUCAGAAGGAUCACUGCAAAAGAGUCCAUCAUAUACCAAUGAUUCAACAGCCACUUUUAUCAUAGAUGGCAUGCAUUGUAAAUCAUGUGUGUCAAAUAUUGAAAGUGCUUUAUCUACACUCCAAUAUGUAAGCAGCAUAGCAAUUUCUUUAGAGAAUAGGUCUGCCAUUGUAAAAUAUAAUGCAAGCUCAGUCACUCCAGAAACCCUGAGAAAGGCAAUAGAGGCAGUAUCACCAGGGCAAUAUACUGUUAGUAUUAUAAGUGAUGUUGAGAGUAUCCCAAACUCUCCUUUUAGCUCAUCUCAUCAAAAAAUCCCUUUGAACAUAGUGAGCCAGCCUCUGACUCAAGAAACUGUAAUAAACAUCAGUGGCAUGACUUGUAAUUCUUGUGUACAGUCUAUUGAGGGUGUCAUAUCAAAAAAGGCAGGUGUAAAAUCCGUACAAGUCUCCCUUGCAGAUAGCAGUGGAGUUGUUGAAUAUGAUCCUCUACUAACCUCUCCAGAAACCUUGAGAGAAGAAAUAGAAAACAUGGGAUUUGAUGCUACCUUGUCAGACAUGAGUGAGCCAUCGGUAUUAAUAGCUCAGCCCUCAUUGGAAAUGCCACUUUUGGCUUCAACUAAUGAAUGUUAUGCUAAAAUGAUGACACCAACUCAUGACAAGGAAGAGACAAAGACUUCUUCUAAGUGUUACAUACAGGUCACUGGCAUGACUUGUGCUUCCUGUGUAGCAAACAUUGAACGAAAUUUAAGACGAGAAGAAGGAAUAUAUUCUGUACUUGUGGCUCUGAUGGCUGGCAAGGCAGAAGUAAGAUAUAAUCCUGCUGUUAUACAACCUCUGAUGAUAGCAGAGUUCAUCCAAGAGCUUGGAUUUGGAGCCACUGUGAUAGAAAAUGCUGAUGAAGGGGAUGGUGUUUUGGAACUUGUUGUGAGAGGAAUGACUUGUGCUUCCUGUGAACAUAAAAUAGAGUCUACUCUCACAAAACAUAGAGGGAUUUUCUACUGCUCUGUGGCCCUGGCAACCAAUAAAGCACAUAUUAAAUAUGAUCCAGAAAUUAUUGGUCCCCGAGAUAUUAUCCGGACAAUUGAAAAACUUGCUAAAAAGAUUUUUCUUUUCUCAAUUUUGUACAUUAGGUGGAGACGAUCCUUUCUAGUGAGCCUGUUUUUCUGUAUUCCUGUAAUGGGGCUAAUGAUAUAUAUGAUGGUUAUGGACCACCAUCUUGCAUCUCUUCAUCAUAAUCAGAACAUGAGCCAGGAAGAAAUGAUCAACAUUCAUUCUUCUAUGUUCUUGGAGCACCAGAUUCUGCCAGGAUUGUCCAUUAUGAAUUUGCUAUCCUUUUUAUUGUGUGUACCUGUACAGUUCUUUGGAGGCUGGUACUUCUACAUUCAGGCUUACAAAGCAAUGAAGCAUAAGACUGCGAAUAUGGAUGUACUGAUUGUGUUGGCAACUACCAUUGCAUUUGCCUACUCUUUGGUUGUUCUUCUGGUUGCAAUGUAUGAGAGAGCAAAAGUGAAUCCUGUUACUUUCUUUGACACACCUCCUAUGCUAUUUGUGUUUAUUGCACUAGGUCGGUGGCUGGAACAUAUAGCAAAGGGCAAAACAUCUGAGGCUCUUGCGAAGCUAAUUUCACUGCAAGCUACAGAAGCAACUAUUGUAACCCUUGACUCUGAUAAUAUCCUCCUGAGUGAAGAACAAGUGGAUGUGGAACUUGUACAACGUGGAGACAUCAUUAAAGUGAUUCCAGGAGGCAAAUUUCCAGUGGAUGGUUGUGUUAUUGAAGGACAUUCUAUGGUAGAUGAGUCCCUUAUCACAGGGGAGGCGAUGCCUGUAGCUAAGAAAUCUGGUAGUUCAGUAAUUGCUGGUUCCAUUAACCAAAAUGGAUCACUGCUUAUCCGAGCAACUCAUGUUGGAGCAGACACAACCCUUUCUCAAAUUGUCAAACUUGUGGAGGAGGCACAGACAUCAAAGGCUCCUAUCCAGCAAUUUGCAGACAAACUCAGUGGCUACUUUGUUCCUUUUAUCGUUAUUGUUUCCAUUGCUACCCUCUUGGUUUGGAUUAUAAUUGGAUUUCUUAAUUUUGAAAUUGUGGAAACCUACUUUCCUGGCUACAGUAGAAGUAUCUCCCAAACAGAAGCGAUAAUACGCUUUGCUUUUCAAGCCUCUAUCACAGUUCUGUGCAUUGCAUGCCCCUGUUCACUGGGUCUGGCUACUCCAACUGCUGUGAUGGUGGGUACAGGAGUAGGUGCUCAAAACGGCAUACUAAUCAAAGGUGGUGAACCAUUGGAGAUGGCUCAUAAGGUAAAGGUAGUGGUAUUUGAUAAGACUGGAACCAUUACCCAUGGAACCCCAGUAGUGAAUCAAGUUAAGGUGCUAGUGGAAAGUAACAGAAUAUCACGCAAUAAGAUCCUGGCCAUUGUGGGAACAGCUGAAAGUAACAGUGAACACCCUCUAGGAGCAGCAGUAACCAAAUACUGCAAGCAGGAGCUGUAUACUGAAACCUUGGGUACCUGCAUAGAUUUCCAGGUCGUGCCAGGCUGUGGUAUUAGCUGUAAAGUCACCAAUAUUGAAGGCUUGCUGCAUAAGAAUAACUGGAAGAUAGAAGAAAAUAAUAUUAAAAAUGCAUCCCUGGUUCAAAUUGAUGCAAGUAAUGAACAGUCAUCAACUUCAUCUUCCAUGAUUAUUGAUGCCCAAUCAACUCUCUUCAUUUUUGCUGUUCCUAUAUUAGAUGAGCUGUGUGGGUUGAUAGCCAUUGCUGAUACAGUGAAGCCUGAAGCAGAAUUGGCUGUUCAUAUUCUGAAAUCCAUGGGUUUAGAAGUAGUUCUGAUGACUGGAGACAACAGUAAAACAGCUAGAUCUAUUGCUUCUCAGGUUGGCAUUACUAAGGUAUUUGCUGAAGUUCUACCUUCCCACAAGGUUGCUAAGGUGAAACAACUUCAAGAGGAGGGGAAACGAGUAGCAAUGGUAGGAGAUGGAAUAAAUGACUCUCCAGCUUUGGCAAUGGCUAAUGUUGGAAUUGCCAUUGGCACAGGCACAGAUGUAGCCAUUGAAGCAGCUGAUGUGGUUUUGAUAAGGAAUGAUCUUCUGGAUGUAGUGGCAAGUAUUGACUUAUCAAGAAAGACAGUCAAGAGGAUUCGGAUAAAUUUUGUCUUUGCUCUGAUUUAUAAUCUGGUUGGAAUUCCCAUAGCUGCUGGAGUUUUUAUGCCCAUUGGUUUGGUUUUGCAGCCCUGGAUGGGAUCCGCUGCAAUGGCUGCUUCAUCUGUUUCAGUUGUACUUUCUUCUCUCUUCCUUAAACUGUAA
Molecule: messenger RNA, 3954 nt
Organism: Orycteropus afer afer
Lineage: Eukaryota; Metazoa; Chordata; Mammalia; Tubulidentata; Orycteropodidae
Gene: ATP7A
Product: ATPase copper transporting alpha
Biological process (GO): monoatomic cation transport
Cellular component (GO): membrane
Molecular function (GO): ATP hydrolysis activity; copper ion binding; ATPase-coupled monoatomic cation transmembrane transporter activity
Source: RefSeq, a predicted model, not a curated record